Molecule: messenger RNA, 1293 nt
Organism: Gopherus flavomarginatus (Mexican gopher tortoise)
Lineage: Eukaryota; Metazoa; Chordata; Testudines; Testudinidae
Exons: 8
Coding region: 105-1184 (359 amino acids)
Molecular function (GO): protein binding
Source: RefSeq, a predicted model, not a curated record
AACAGUUUGACUCAACCCCGGGGCCCGGUGGAAGCGAAGAAAGGGGAGGGGGAUCCUCGUAACCCCGGUAACCACCACCCCCGUGCCCGUGACCCCGAGCCACCAUGGCACGGAGGCGGCUGGUGCGGGCACUGCUAGAGUCGCGCAGCACGGAGAGGGAGGAGGCGGCCCAGGGCCCCGCACAGCUCUGCAUCAGGUACCAGGUGCCACUCAGCAGCGACCCACAUGGGAUCUACAGCCUCCGCUUCGCUCCAGCCGGAGGGUGCCUGGCAGCCGGGUUUGGCAACGGGGCUGUGCAGAUUGUGAACGUGGCCACAGCCUCCCUGCACUUGUCCCUUUUCCGAGGACACCGUACGCGCCACGCGAUCACUGCCUUGGCCUACCACCCAGGGAGACCCAGCCUGCUCCUGGCUGUGGGGGCUGACGGCAUCAUCUCUCUCUACAGCAUGGACUCAGAGACACCGCUGGCAACAAUGACAGCCCUUGCUGGUUGCUCUCCCUGUGUCUGUCCCAUCCCAGAGAAGGAGAAUGAGAUCAAUGCCAUGGAUUUCUGCGUGGACGGCAGCACCUACGCCACAGCUGGCAAGGACCGACAUAUUCGGCUCUAUGACAGCCACACCAACCAGCUGUCCCACAUUCUGCAGGCUCCUGACUUCAUGACUGGUGAUGUGACACCAAGCAGUGGGCACUCUCGCCGCAUCUUUGCCCUCCGCUUUCACCCUGGAGAUCGCCAUAUGUUCCUGACAGCUGGCUGGGAUGACUGUGUGAAGAUCUGGGACAAGCGGAUGGCAAAGGAGGCUCAGAGAGUGAUCAAUGGGCCUCACAUCUGUGGCCCAGGCCUUGACAUCCAGGGUAACUGCGUGCUCACUGGCUCCUGGGUGCCCCACAAUGCACUUCAGCUCUGGGAUCUACGGACAUCCCAACUGCAGAAGAACCUCCUCUUUCCUGGAGGCCCCACACAGGGCCAGUUCCUCUACGCAGCCCGGUUCUGUGACCAGGACAUAGUGGUGGCUGGGGGCAGCGGCACCAGUGGAGCCAGCGCCAUCCACACUGGCACUAACCAGGUGCUCGGCGAGAUCCUGCUGCCCAACAAACCAGUGCAGGCUGUGGCAGUAGCACCCGGUGGGCGGGUGGUGGCUGUGGCUGGCGUGGGAGGGAAUCUCCACAUCGCAGACCUGCACUGAGCCCCAGCAGAGAUAGGGUGAGAAGUGGACAAACCUGGGAGUCACAAUCCCCCCCAUCUACAGUUCCUCUGAUCUAUGGCUCUCCCACAUGAUUCUGCCCCAUCAGGAC